Messenger RNA from Bacillus rossius redtenbacheri, 1789 nucleotides. Its product is annotated as venom carboxylesterase-6-like. Bases 9 to 1706 code for a protein of 565 amino acids. Lineage: Eukaryota; Metazoa; Arthropoda; Insecta; Phasmatodea; Bacillidae. Gene Ontology annotation, molecular function: serine hydrolase activity. The transcript has 10 exons. The record is from RefSeq and is a predicted model, not a curated record.
UCCGCGCGAUGAGGACGCUGCUGCUUCUGGCCGUGUGCGUGGCGGGGGCCGCCGCCUCCUAUCAGGACCGCCCCGUCGUGCGCGUGGAGCAGGGCGCCGCGGCAGGCAGCUUUUUGCGGUCCGCCAAGGGCCGGCGGUACGCGGCCUUCCAGGGCAUGCCCUACGCCCGGGCGAGGGCCCGCUUCCAGGCCGGUGCCCGUGUGCGGCAGGAGGCGGAGCCGGCGGAGGCGUGGGACGGCGUGUGGCCCGCCGAUGAGCCGGGCAGCGAGUGCCUGCAGUACAUGCACACUCACGGCGACCACGAGCAGAGGGUCCGCGGCUCCGAGGACUGCCUCUUCGUCAACGUGUUCACGCCCCAGCUGCCGAACGGCACGAACCCUGCCCUGGACGUGAUCGUCUUCAUCCACGGGGGCGCGUUCAUGUUCGGCAGCGGAGACACGUUCGGUCCCAGGUACUUCAUGGACCGCGACGUGGUGUUCGUCACCUUCAACUACCGCCUCGGUAUACUAGGCUUCCUCAGCACGGAGGACGAGGUGGCUCCGGGCAACAACGGCCUCAAGGACCAGGUGCUGGCUCUGCGGUGGGUGCAGAGGAACAUCGCAGUGUUCGGGGGAGACGCGGGCAGCGUGACCCUGAUGGGCAUGUCCGCCGGCGGGGCUAGCGUCCACCUGCACUACCUGUCCCCGCUUUCCCGAGGACUGUUCCACAGGGGCAUCUCCGUGAGCGGCACGGCGCUGUGCCCCUGGGUGCUGGCCGAGUCCCUCCGCGCCAAGGCAGAGCUCAUGGCGGCCGCUCUGGGCUGCAGCGUCGCCAGCUCUCGCCACGUGGUCGACUGCCUGUCGUCCCGGCCGGCGAGGAAGGUGGUGGGGCUGACGAGCAAGUUCCAGGAGUUCCUGUACAACCCCUUCUCGCCGUUCGGGCCGACGGUGGAGGCCGGCGGGGCGCGCGCCUUCCUCCCCCGCCACCCGGUGGACGUGCUGGGCUCCGGGCAGGCGCGGGACCUGCCCUGGGUCACCAGCGUCACCACGCACGAGGGGCUGUACCCCGCCGCGGACCUGCUGCGCGACGACGCGCACAUACGCGAGCUGGACCGCCGGUUCGAGGAGCUGGCGCCGCACCUGCUGGACUUCAACCACACGGUGCCCGCGGCGCGGCUGCGCGAGGUGUCUCGCCGCGUGAGGGCGGCCUACCUGGGCGCGCGCCCUAUCAGCCGCGAGACCAUGCCCGCCGUGGUGGAGAUGGUGGGGGACCGCCUGUUCGUGGUGGACGCGGUGCUAGCCGCCCGUCUCCAGGCCUCCGUCAACCGGGCGCCUGUCUUCUUCUACCAGUUCGGCUACCGCGGGGAGGACAGCCUGUCCGAGUGGAUGACGGGGGACGGCGUCGACUACGGCUGCUGCCACGCGGACGACAUGGGCUUCGUGACGCAGGUAUUCUUCAGCGACCCGGAGCAGACCGCCGGCGACAGGCAGAUGACGCAGCUGCUGCUGGACUUUUUCGUCAGCUUCGCCAGAACCGGGAGGCCGGGCCUGGACGGCGCGUGGGAGCCGGUGGACGCGGCCGCCGAGGGCCUGGGCUACCUCGCCAUCGCAGGCCCGCACCGCGUGGAGCAGCGCCACAGCGCGGACCUGGGCCGCGCCGCCUUCUGGCUGUCGCUCGGCCUCCGGGAGCGCCGGACCGCCCCGCCGCCGCGCGGGGACGAGCUCUGACCUGCGCUCCCGGCCUCCUCCUCCUUUUCAACACGUCGCAGACGUGUGUUCAACAUUGUAUACAAAUAAAUGCAUUUCUUGUA